Molecule: messenger RNA, 1035 nt
Organism: Fonsecaea multimorphosa CBS 102226
Lineage: Eukaryota; Fungi; Ascomycota; Eurotiomycetes; Chaetothyriales; Herpotrichiellaceae
Exons: 3
Coding region: 1-1035 (344 amino acids)
Source: RefSeq, a predicted model, not a curated record
AUGGUUGUGCCCUUUGGAAUCUCGGUUGGAGAUUUCAUCGCCGUUGGUAAAUUAGCCCUUGAGAUCGCGACUGCCUUGAGCGACUGCAGAGGUGCGGCUGCCGAUUACAAGGGCCUGAUUGACCUGCUCAAGUCUCUUGAAAUCUCUCUGAACUCCAUUACUAACUUUCUGUCGAGUUCAUCCCUGGGUGAAACGUCGAAUGUUGAUCAGGCGUUCAUGAAUGGCGUCCUCUUCCACGCCGGCCGAUGCCACACACUACUGAGCCAAUUCAAGCUGGAUUCUCGAAAGUAUACCGAGAGACUUAUCAACGGACAAGGAAACAAGGCGCAGAAAACCUUCAGGAAACUGAAGUGGUCCCUCUACAGUACCGAAGACGCUCGAAAGUUGCAGCAACGACUGUCCCUGCAUCUCGAAGCAUUUGACCGAUAUUUACUUGCAGUCAAUAUCCAACUGGGAGCACAGUCAAGCCACCAAGAAGCACAAUCUACGCAACGUCUUCAAGGUCAGAUUGGACACUUCUCGUCCACUCUGACUGAGAUUGUCCAAAUCGUCCAGACGAUACAGCUGAACAUGCCCAAAUGUCUUGGGUAUCCGUGGGAAGCCGACGUCGCUUCUUCUCACGUGUAUCUCCAAGAUGUCCUGGGCCGGUCCACGAUACUGCCUGCUGUCCUUUGUCGUACUUUCAACACGUUUCACGAUACCUUGAAGAUAAUGUUCUCCGACCACCCUGGAUUCAAGGAAGUGGUCCGGGGAGAUUUUGAGAUCAUAGAUGAGACCAUUGGCUUACCGAUCUUUUUGGGGCGUGCCCUCCCGACAAUUCUGGGACGUGGGAUUGCAUCGGCUCGCGAACAGGAUUCUCUGACUCGAGAAUGGGUUAAACCGGGAUCUAGACUCUCAAUGAGCAUAGUGAACACAGUGCUUGUGAGACAACGGUCCACGCCCAUGGACUCUUCGAGCGAUUUUUUUCAAACAGACGAAGAAUGUCCGAAUUGCGGGCGGUUCCAGACCGUGGGUCGAAGGCUCAAUAAAUGGUAA